Messenger RNA from Schizosaccharomyces osmophilus, 342 nucleotides. It is a transcript of the gene pmt3, whose product is annotated as ubiquitin-like protein modifier SUMO. Gene Ontology annotation, biological process: protein sumoylation. The transcript is spliced from 3 exons. Gene Ontology annotation, cellular component: septin ring; nucleus. NCBI's taxonomy places the organism in Eukaryota, Fungi, Ascomycota, Schizosaccharomycetes, Schizosaccharomycetales, Schizosaccharomycetaceae. Gene Ontology annotation, molecular function: ubiquitin-like protein ligase binding; protein tag activity. The record is from RefSeq and is a predicted model, not a curated record. Bases 1 to 342 code for a protein of 113 amino acids.
AUGUCCGAUUCACCAUCCUCGAAUGUAUCUGGUAUUGAUAAUGGAGUAAUUACUCCCGCUGGCGGCGAGCCUUCUCAACAAGAUGUGAAACCAUCGACCGAACACAUUAACCUCAAGGUUGUAGGACAGGACAACAAUGAGGUGUUUUUUAAAAUUAAGAAAACCACAGAGUUUAGUAAACUUAUGAAAAUUUAUUGUGCUCGUCAAGGUAAAACCAUGAACAGUUUGCGUUUCUUGGUUGAUGGUGAGCGGAUUCGACCUGAUCAAACUCCAGCGGAGCUUGAUAUGGAAGAUGGUGACCAAAUUGAAGCAGUUCUUGAACAACUUGGUGGCAGCAACUAA